GCCAUUCUUCCUUAUCCUCGACGACCAUCAACUCUGAAUUUGUCAUCUGUCGCAAUUACUGCAGUGGGAAGUAUGGAGGAAAUCAACACAGUCCCCGAUGAUGAUCAAAAGAGAAAUCUCACUAGAGAGCCGAUGACUAGACGAAGCUGGUACAAGCAUUUGGAUUGGUGGGGAAUCACCUUUACAAUGAUCGUUCCUCUCUACGGCUUGUACCAGUUCUGGAAGACGCCUCUGCACCCGAAGACAUUCAUUUUUGCGGUAGUAUUCGGCCAUAUUUCGGGAUUUAGCAUUACUGCGGGUUAUCAUCGACUCUGGGCCCAUGCAUCCUACCGUGCUACCACACCACUGAAAGUUUUCCUCGCUAUUUCAGGAGGCAGUGCCGGCCAGGGCCCGAUAGAAUGGUGGGUGCGCAGUCACCGUACGCAUCACCGAUACACCGACACAGCCAAGGAUCCAUACUCUGCCCACAAAGGACUUCUAUAUUCCCACAUGGGAUGGAUCCUGCUCAGGAGGGAUGCCAGGAUCUACCACGGAAUAGACAUGUCUGAUAUCAACGAUGACUUUGUGGUCCGGUGGCAACGUCGCUACUAUGGCGGCAUCUUGCUGGCCAUGGUGUUCUUUUUCCCAGCCGCAGUCUGUGGCCUCGGCUGGGGCGAUUGGAAAGGCGGCUUUGUCAAUGCCGGUAUCAUCCGAAUGUUUGCAGUUCAACAGGCUACAUUCUGCGUGAACUCGCUAGCCCACUGGAUGGGGGAGCAACCAUUUAAUGAUAGAAACUCUCCCCGCGAUCACCUGGUCACGGCUAUCAUUACACUUGGGGAGGGAUACCACAAUUACCACCAUGAGUUUCCUACGGACUACCGCAACGGAGCGGGCCGGUGGCAGUGGGAUCCAACUAAGUGGGUGAUCUGGCUGUGGGAGCAGAUGGGUCUUGCUUACGACCUGAAACGUUUCUCUACACAUGAUGUUGACAAGUGCCGUCUGCGACAGACGCAAAAGAACCAGAAAGUCUCAUGGAAGGACUACUUAGUGCAAGCGAGAGACGGCAGGCGCGCACUGAUUGCUAUUGAUGGAGUGGUCCAUGAUGUAUCGAGCUUUAUACCAGAGCACCCUGGAGGCAGUAUGUUACUCAAGGAUGCCAUCGGAAAAGAUGCCUCUGAGAUGUUCAUGGGAGGAGUGCACCUGCAUUCUAAAAUGGCGCAUAUGAAGCUUGCUGCCUUGAGAGUAGCCGUCAUUCGUGAAGCAUAA
Molecule: messenger RNA, 1245 nt
Organism: Aspergillus uvarum CBS 121591
Lineage: Eukaryota; Fungi; Ascomycota; Eurotiomycetes; Eurotiales; Aspergillaceae
Product: acyl-CoA desaturase
Exons: 3
Coding region: 73-1245 (390 amino acids)
Biological process (GO): unsaturated fatty acid biosynthetic process
Cellular component (GO): endoplasmic reticulum membrane
Molecular function (GO): iron ion binding; stearoyl-CoA 9-desaturase activity; heme binding
Source: RefSeq, a predicted model, not a curated record